Molecule: messenger RNA, 4098 nt
Organism: Monosiga brevicollis MX1
Lineage: Eukaryota; Choanoflagellata; Craspedida; Salpingoecidae
Exons: 4
Coding region: 1-4098 (1365 amino acids)
Biological process (GO): multicellular organism development; protein phosphorylation; positive regulation of kinase activity
Cellular component (GO): signaling receptor complex
Molecular function (GO): transmembrane receptor protein tyrosine kinase activity; ATP binding; calcium ion binding
Source: RefSeq, a predicted model, not a curated record
AUGCGGGUUGUAAACACCACAAAAUCUGUGGCCCGCGGUCCCUCAUGGCGGACCAUUUUUCUUUUUCGUGGUGGCAUCUCAGACGACAAUUGCUACGCGAAUUCGGACUCGUGUGGAAGCAACACGGCAUGCACAUUCACGGGUCACGAUGCCUACGUUUGUAACUGCAAGAGCGGCUAUUACGACGUUCAUUCGGGAACAAGGGGAAGCUAUUCUUGCUCUGCUUGGUCCUCAUGCUCAAGCUCUCAGUACCAAACUUCAAGCCCAAGCGCCGUUGUUGACAGAGGCUGCAGCAGUUGCUCAGUCCUCACUUGCAGCAAUGGGGCCUAUCGUACAGGGUGUGGCUAUGGGUCAUCAGGGACUUGUAGAACCUGCGAUUCGUGCAGCACUACCACCAGCACUACCACCAGCACUACCACCAGCACUACCACCAGCACUACCACCAGCACUACCACCACUACUACCACUACCACCACGAUCUUGCAGUGCGAACCCUUGACUGCACCUAUGGAUGGCAAUGCUCAGUUUGAAGUCCACGGGGGCAUUUCCAUGGCCUUUUUCUCCUGCAACGCCGGCUUUAACAUGCUGGGCAACCCCGAACUCUAUUGCCGCUACAACGAGGAAGAGGGCGCCGCUCAAUGGUCUGCUCCCGUCCCCACUUGUCAGGGCACUCUGUGCGAUGUGGAUGUGGAUGUGAACGUGGUGGAAAGCUCUGCCACGAAUGGUGGACGCUACCCGAGCACCCUAACCUCUUUCUGUCGCAGCGGCUACACUCCCUCCGGUGGUGACACCAGGCGCACUUGCUCCACUUCUGGCACGUACAUGGGCACCCCUCUCACUUGCGUGCCCGUCUCAUGUGGUGACGUCCCAAGCGAUGGCGCCACUCCCAACGCAACCACGGCCACAUAUGGUGACGCCGUGGCUUACACCUGCCCCGCAGGGACUCAUAUGACUGGCGAUGCCGUGCUGACUUGUACGGCCUCGGGCGCCUUCAGCGCAUUGCCCCCUUCUUGCGUUCCCUGCCCUAUCAACACGGCUCAAGCCCAGAGCGGGCAUGCAGAGACAAGCUGCGAGCCUUGUGGUGCAAACAUGGCGACCACUAGUCUUGGCAGCCACGCUUGCUCCUGUGACGUCAAUUACAUCGUGUCCAACGGCGCCUGUCAGGCUUGCCCAAGCGGCUUUGCCAAAGCUGGGAUCGCCAACACCACAUCGUGCCCCCUCGUCAACCUCGGUGUCUCUUAUACCCUCUCUGUGUCUGCUGCCAUGGCAACGGAGGAGAUGGCGGGCGACCUUGAAGACGCGCUGGGCGCAGCCCUCUCAGCCGUGGUAGCGGGUGAUCCCAUCGACACGGUGGCUGUCACCCUGAUUCAAGAACAGACCUCCGCCACGUCGCUCGUCUCUUUGGCUCUCGGUGUCACUACGUCCCAACGUGACAGUGCCUGCUGUGCCUUACAAACCGUUGCGUCGGGCGACUUUUCGAGCCAGCUGGAAGAGUUGGGCUGGGACGACGUGGCCACAACUUUUUUUAGUCGCUCCAAUUGCGAUGGCGUGCUGUGUGGUGCAGCGUGCCCCGCCGGGUCAACCUUGAAGGAUGGCUGGUGCGUCAUUUCAGAGCUGACGUGCCCGGAUGGCUUUGCCGUUGUUGGCGAUGCAUGCGUGAGUGAGGAAGGCAAUGUGCGCUGCCCCGACGGGGCCAUCUCGACCCUUGUCAAUGGCUCGAUCGUAUGUACAUGGGCCGUUGUUUGCCCCAGCCCGGACCAUGUAUACGAUCCGGAGCGUGGCUGUUUUGCGCCUGACACAUGCGCGGCUGGGGAGGAGCUGACAGCCGAGUAUUACUGCAUUCAGAGUGUGAAGGAUUGUGGUGAUGGUUUCAUCUACAACAAGAGCCUAGUCACGCGCGAAAAUCGCGCCAACAUCCGCGCCGGUUGCCAGGAUAUUAACGAGUGUGCCACCUCCACCUCGCCCUGCUCGUCUGACACCAUGUGUGUCAACACGGCCGGGGGCUUCACCUGUGAGUGCAUUGACGACUCACUGCAGUACAAUGCGGUCCUCAUGUCAUGUGUUGACCCCAACGCUUGCGUGACGCCGCCGGCCAUCGCCGCGCUGGGCAUUAAUUACUUUGUCAAUGGAAAUGGUGCCUGCGUGUCGGAUACGUACGUGUGCAACAUUGUCAACUCGGUGUAUGACCCGGAGAUUGUGACGCGAAAUAAUUUGGCCCUGGCUGGCUUCAAGCCGUGCGUGGCUUCAAACUCCAACUGCACGGUCUCUGGCCCCAGCGAUGCCGUGGUGAGCUGCGUGUGUGCCACGGGUUAUUCGGGUGAUGCACAAACGGGAGCCAACAGCAUCGGUUGCCAAAAUUACUGCAACCCCAACCCGUGUCAGUUUGGGGGCGAAUGUGAGGUGUCACGUCGUGGUGCGCGCUGCAAGUGUGCCGUCGGCCUGAGCGGCCCCACAUGCUCGAUUCUGGACGCUGCCUGCGACGGCCGUUGCAACGGUCAUGGCACCUGCACGCCCGGUGCCGCCAGCCCCGAUUUGGACCCGGCAACCUCUGAAUACGAGUGCGAGUGUGACGAAGGGUUCGCGGGUACCGAUUGCGAGGUAGAUACCGUGGGCUCGGGCACAAGUCAGGGAUCGACCGCGUCAGAUGCAUCCACUUCAAUGGUGAUUGGUGGCGCAGCUGGUGGUGCCAUUUUGCUACUCUUGCUUUUGGUUCUCAUUCUGUUCCGCCGCAAGCAAAAACCUGUGACACCCACGACAUCCGAGGACUUGUACGCGGUCUUGGAGGUCCGCGAUGCGGACAUUUGGGAAGUGGAGCGGCAGUUUGUGCGCCUGGGCGAGAAACUUGGCAAUGGUGCCUUUGGCGAGGUGUUUCGGGCUUGGAUUCGCAACCGCCACAGCGGUGAGGAGCGCGGGUGUGCGGCCAAGACUCUCAAACCAGGAGCGCCUUUCGAGGAGCGUCAAGACUUUUUGUCAGAGAUGACGGUGAUGAAGGAGAUUGGGGCGCACCCCAAUGUAAUUGGCAUCAUCGGGCACUGCUUGCGCGAGGAGCCGUAUAUUCUACUGGUUGAGCUGGCAGACUUGGGCAACCUGCGCGACUACUUGCGUGAGUGUCGGGCGUCGCGAAGCAAGCCGCAAUCCCUUCACGUGAGCCAGAUGGUCGACUUUUGCCUCCAGAUUGCCAGCGGCAUGGCCUUUUUGGAACAGAAAAACGUGAUUCACCGUGACCUCGCCGCCCGCAACGUGCUCGUGGGCAAGAAGCUCGAAUGUAAGAUCAGCGAUUUCGGCCUGGCGCGCAACAUCGAAGGCGAAGAAUACAAGACCACAGCCACCAAGUUGCCCGUCAAGUGGAUGGCUCCAGAGAGCUUGGCGGACCGCAUCUACACUACCAAGUCUGAUGUGUGGUCCUUUGGUGUGACGAUGUGGGAAAUCUUCUCCCUGGGAGGAACCCCAUACAAAGAGUACCGCAACGGUGAUGUUUUCAAUCUGCUGGAGAAGGGCUAUCGUUUGCCCACGCCACGUCAGGCCCCUGCCGAAGCCGACGCCAUUGCCCGCAUGUGCUGGUCGCUGGAAGCAGAAGAUCGACCCACGUUUGGUGAGUUGGUGGAUCUGUUGACGGACAUGAUCAAGGAAAAGAACUUUUCAACGGCCGUACCUGAGGCCGAUAGCGAGGAGCUGUACGAGUCGAUUGCCGACCUGUCUGACGAAAGCGAAGGCUCGGGCAUCCGAGCGCCCGCGCGUGGCUCCAGUGGCGUUGGGGUCUGGAUGGGUGCCGACAUGUACGAGAGCCGUUUCGGCGGUGACGACAUUUACGACAACGAAGCCAAUGGUCAAAUGCUGAGUGAGGGUCCGCUCAUGGCGAACAAGGUCUUUCGUGCCAACGAAAGCAAGAACGCAGAGGGGCCUAUCUAUGAGGUUGCUGGACCUGCCACAACUGGUCGCUUGGGCCCCAUGGCUGUGUACGACUUUCCCGUUGCCAAUGACACCAGCGGACGCCGGGCCACUGUCUAUGACCGCCAUGCUCAGCCAGCACCCUCGAUCGACUUGCAAAGUAGUGACGCCACCAUUUACGAUUUUGCCCUUGAUGACAUGGAGAUUUGA